Messenger RNA from Loxodonta africana (African savanna elephant), 1509 nucleotides. It is a transcript of the gene KPRP, whose product is annotated as keratinocyte proline rich protein. NCBI's taxonomy places the organism in Eukaryota, Metazoa, Chordata, Mammalia, Proboscidea, Elephantidae. The record is from RefSeq and is a predicted model, not a curated record.
AUGUGUGACCAGCAGCAGAUUCAGUCUUCCCUGCCACUUCCCCAGUGCUGUGUGAAGGAUUCCUCCUUCUUCCCCUCCCCCUACCCCUGUGCCACAGGCGAGGUAGUGGUUCAAGCUCCUUGUGAGAUGCAAAUUGUGGAAUGCCCCGUACCAUGCCCAGUUCAAGUUUCCCAGGUGAAGUGCCAGGCUCCGUGCCAAUCCAAGACCACCCAGGUGAAGUGCCAAGCUCCAUGCCAGGCUCAGGAAACCCAGGUGAAAAGUCAGGCUCCAUGCCAGUCUGAGGUUUCCUACGUGCAAUGUGAAACCCCAUGCCCAGUUCAAACUUGCUAUGUAGAACACGUUCCAGUUUGCUGUACAGAAACUUGUUACGUGGAAUACCCAGUCGAGACCUAUGUACCCUGUCCAGCUCCACAGCCUGUCCAGACUUACGUAGCAUAUUCCCCAGUGUGCCAGAAUCAGGAAGGCUUCUGUAUCCAGGGCCAAUAUCAGGGCUCCUACGGUAGUUGUGUCCCUCAGCGCCGGUCCCGAACCUCAUUUCGCAUUUGUGCCCCCCAAUGCCAGACCCAGGGCUCUUACGGGAGCUUCACUGCGCAGCGUCGGUCUCAGAGCGCCAGUAGAUGCCUCCCUCCUCCUCCGCUGCGGCCUUCUUACCGCAGCUGUUCCCCGCCACCGCGCUGUGGGCCCUUCUAUAGCAGCUGCCUGCCAUCAAGAUGCUCCUGGGAUUCCUAUAACUACUGCACCCCGCCCCGCCGCUCCGAGCCCAUCUAUAACAGCGGCUGUGCUCGGGAUCGCGCUUCAGGCUGCUCUCAGAGAUGCAGACCCAAGUGCCGAAUAGAGAUUUCCUCCCCCUGCUGCCCGAAGCAGGUCCCCCCACAGAAGUGUCGUGUUCAGAUUCCUCCCAUUAGCCGCUGCCCCCAGACCUGCACUCCACGGUUCUCCUCUGGUGCCUCCUGCCCGGACCUGAGGCCGCGUGAACUCCCAAGGUCAAGCUUCCGUCCACUACGCCGUCUUGACCAAUGUCCAGAGCCAUUGCUGCCGCUAUGUCCACUUCCUGCGCCUCGGCCAUAUCCACGUCCAUGUCCACUUCCUGCACCACGUCCAUAUCCACUUCCAUGCCCACUCCCAGAGCCAUGUUUGAGACCAGAACCCCGCCCAUGCCCUCCACGACGCCGGCUUUCAGAACCCUGUUUACGUCCAGCACCACGUCCGACUCCACGUCCUCGUCCAGUGCAGUGUGAGCGCCCAGAGCCACGUCCAUAUCCUCGGCCGUGUCCACUUCCAGAGCCAAUACCCCUUCCAGCACCCUGCCCAAGUCCAGAGCCUUGUGUGGAGCCUUGGAGCUAUCCCAAUCCAUGCUCAGGCCCUAAUCCAAUUCCAUGCCAAGGAGACCUAGGCUGUCAUGAAUCUAGUCCCUGCCACCUAGACACUGAGGUGCCCAGCUGUGGUCCGGCUAGUUACAACCCGGGAGAGAGUGAUGCUGGCUGCAGACCUAGUGGUCUGGGUGGAUGA